UGAGUGGAUCCCUAUUCAAUUUAACAGUCUGUUAACAUCAAUUUUUGAUUAAAGGACAUUUUACUAAAAGUCUUCAAUCAGUUUUCUCAAUUUUUUACUGUUUAAUUUAUUGCCUUUGUGAUCUUUUCCAUACUUCUUCGCGAGUUUAAUUAAUUUACAUUGUCUAUUUAAUUGAAUGUGUUAAUCUUGGCCAAUUUCAUCAAAGAUUUGGAUUUCUAACAAUCAGUACAAUUCAUUGGAAUUCUGUUUUUGAAUUCCCCUCCUAAACUAGUCAUGCAUCUAAAAAUGGUUUGUUUUCGUCAACAUGACGAUCGUCAUGUUUCUCACAAAAUUAAAUUAAUGAGAUGGAACACCUUGAUGGAUUUAAUUGCCAUUGGUAUGAAAAAUGGUGAUGUAUCAAUCCAUAGAUUGGUUAACUGGCAGAAAAUUUGGGUCCUGACAUGGCCUAAUGGUACAUCACCUUCAACUGAAAACAAUGAUAAUAGUGGUAAGUCGAGUGAAGAAGGUAGUUCAUCGAGACUCGAUAUUACCGCCAUGGAGUGGAGACCUGACGGUAAGGUUUUAGCCGUCGCUUAUAAUCGAAAUGUUAAAAAGUUGGAAUCCAAGGAAGAAAUGGACAGUGAAAAAGACUCAUCAAUUGCUUUGGUUGAUAUUGAAAAUGGAGAAGUUAUCACUACUAUAACUUGUCCGAGUUGUUUGAUCACCUGUAUGAGCUGGCAAUUUAAAAGUAACUUUUAUCUCAACGACCGGUAUAAGGUAACAGCUUUUACAGAAUUUUUGGAAAAAUUGUCACCUUUAACUAAAUCUUAUUCUAACAAUUAUUCACGAAAGUUGACUGAAGAUGGAAUCGAUGAUGUAAUGAAAGUUUGCAGUCAACCGAAUUUCAAUAUUCUGGCUAUUGGUACAUCUACGGGUUUUGUUUUUACUUACAUUUUUGGAGUUUUACUUGUUGGUGUUUACGAAUUGAAAGAUAGACCUAGAGUAGAGCAUGUUUCGUUUACAUCAGAUUUGUGUACAAUGUCGGUGCUUACUGGGACUACCAAUCCGGAAUCUUCAACUAAUAGUGAUAACUUCCAAUAUCAAUCAUUUUUCUUACCAACUUUUGGAAGAAACUCUGAACAAUAUUUCAUUGUUUCUCACAUUUAUGCCAAAACAUUUUCUCUCUUAUCCUAUUUGGAGGAUAUUAUUGGAUCUAUUCAAGAAACAAUGGAAGAUAUAUUAUUAGAACUUGACUCUAAAUUAACCAGCUAUCUGCAACCUAAAGGACCAAAAAAUAGCAAUGGAUCAGUUUUAUUAGCAGACGAGUUAUUAGAGCUUCUGGUUGUUGGAACUUUUUCAGACUCUUUAGAAAAGUUUCUUCACCAAUUAACGGACAAAGGAUUGCGAAAGUUGGGUCGAUCAAUAGAGACUACAUAUUUAACCAUUCAAAGAUAUGUUGUUUGUAAUGUCCAGCGCUGUUGUAAACAUAUAUUUUCACAUUUGAAUGUCCUUAGAGCCAUUUCUUUGUGGAAAAAUGAAUUCGACCAAAUUGGUCUCAAAACACAAGAUAUCAAUAGAGCGAUUCACGGAGUAGCAACUUUCUACCUUAAAUCUCUUGAGUUACAGCAAGUUAUUGAUUCAUCCUGUCAAAAUCUGGUAUGUUUCUUUCGUUGGCUUCUCUCGGUCACUGUUAGAUUUUACAAUGACUCAAUGCCUUCGUCCCAACAAGACUCUAUCAAGAUAUCACCACAAGAUCUCCAGUAUGUUGCCGAUUUCAUAGAAGAAAACUUUGACUGUCAAGAUAAUCAUCAAGAUGAUAGCAUGUCAGAUGCUUCCGUAAAUCGACCAACUGCAACCAAUUUCACAUUAGAAAGAGUCUGUCAAUAUCUUAAACCUGAACCUUUGGUGUAUCGUACUUUUGCCAUUAAUGAUCAAUCACUCAAUCCAUGGUUUAAAUAUCUCAAGGAACGUCCAAUGCUUGUAAAUGAGGAUAAUGAAGGCGGUCUAAUUUUGUACAAACAUAAUGUUGAAAGUUCUUUAAUCACUGAACAUCGGAUGUUGGUUACAAAAGCACGCGAUGCAUUUAAAGCUCCGAAAGACGCUUUGUCCGAUUUUUUUGAAAAGUCUUACGACUCAAACCUUAAAUUUACUCUUAGUUUAUAUGCUAAAGAAACACCUAAAGUUACUCAUGCCUCAGAUGAAAUUUCUGGAUUCUCAUAUAUUGCAAUUGCUGGAGACUUGGAAGUGGAAAGUGAAAUCUGUAUUCUUAAAAUUCUCACCGCUAACCCUUCAAUCGUUCAUUUUGUUUUAUUCACGGUGGUUGUUGUUGAAAAUGGUGCUGAAUUGGAAACCAAUCCCAUAGACAUCCAAUUUUACACAGAAUCAAUUCUAUCUAUGCUUUUAGUUACCAAAGAUUCCCAAUACUCGUAUCUACUUCAACUACCUUUGGCCAGUAUUGAAAACAAUUUUUUACUUAUCGCAUCUGGAGCUAGUUUACAAAAUUUGCGAGUCAAUUUGCCCAUUUUACGAGUGACCAUCGAUUCAACCAGUGAGAUAGCAAUUCGUCGCCUGGACAACUUUAAACCUUCCCAGUUUGCAGUAAGCGGUUCCCGAAAAGUCUGCUGCAUUUCAUCAAGAGCCAAACGGCGAGUUCGAGUUUUUGAAAUGGAUGGAAACGAAGAAGAAGCAGAAGAAGAAAGUGAAAUAUUUGAAUAAAGUGUUGAAUUUUUCCAAUUUAAAUAUUUAAAGUAAAUUUGUUUCAUCCAAUUCAUGAAACAGUUUAGACAAUUUGUGAUUUUUUAUGUUUUUUAUAUAUUACAUUGAUGCAUUCAUUGUAAAACGAAGACUGUAAUAUUUUUGUAAAAUCAUACAAAUGCGCUAACUAACCAUCACUGAUUGAAUAAAUCAAAUUCAAAUUGUUCAUCUUCAUCCAUUAUCUUCUAAAGUUCUCAUCUCAAAAAUAGACAAUAAAAUUGUUAACACAUUAA
Tetranychus urticae (two-spotted spider mite) is the source of this 2966-nucleotide messenger RNA. The record is from RefSeq and is a predicted model, not a curated record. NCBI's taxonomy places the organism in Eukaryota, Metazoa, Arthropoda, Arachnida, Trombidiformes, Tetranychidae.